GGCAUCCGGCAAACAGCUCCACGCCCAGCUCAUCGCAGCCAGACGCCAAACCUGAAAUCAAAAUGGCUCCGCUGAUUCUUUACAACCAUCCCUUGAGCCCUCCAUGCCGUCUGGUACGACUGGUCGCCGGUAUCAUCGGUGUUGAUCUCAAAAUAGAGGAUGUAAAGGACGUCUAUAAGGACUUGAAGACGCCUGAAAUGUUGAAGAAAAAUCCCCAACAUACAGUUCCUAUACUGGAAGACCAUGGCCUGUACAUUAGUGAAAGCCGCGCCAUUGCCAUGUACCUCGUCUCAAAGUAUGCGAAGGAUGAUUCUCUCUACCCGAAGGAUAUAAACAAACGUGUUCUCGUCGACCAGAGGUUAUUUUUUGAUCAAGACUUGUUCCAGAGAAUUGUGAAUGUUUUCACGCCAGUAUUUCAAGGCAAACAAGCGGAACCCAGCCACAUCGAGAAAGCGAACGACAGUUUGGAAACUUUGAACCGAAUGCUGGAUGGCAAACAGUGGCUGGCCGGAGAUCAGGUCACUAUUGCUGAUUACGCCGUCGCUAAUAGCCUGUCAGUAUUGGAGUUUAACCCAAACAGUGGAGUUGAUCCUACGAAGCAGCCUAACGUUAAGCAAUGGCUUUCACGGGUUGAAAGUUCUCACACAAAAUGCGGAGAAGUCGCCAGAGAAUAUCGAGAAGCCUUGAAGAAAGUGUUGCAGAAGUAAAUAUGUAUAAUAUGUACGAAUACUGUAUAUGUCUGCAAAUAAUAAACAUGUAAGAUUUCUAAUCAAAUAAAGUCAUUAUUCUAUUAA
Molecule: messenger RNA, 794 nt
Organism: Schistocerca nitens (vagrant locust)
Lineage: Eukaryota; Metazoa; Arthropoda; Insecta; Orthoptera; Acrididae
Product: glutathione S-transferase D5-like
Exons: 6
Coding region: 63-707 (214 amino acids)
Biological process (GO): glutathione metabolic process
Molecular function (GO): glutathione transferase activity
Source: RefSeq, a predicted model, not a curated record